UUUAUUUUUUUUUGUGCUCACCGCCUUUGGAAAUGCGAUGCGAGGCUUCUUGAGCACACCCAUUGGCGACAAUACAAAGGCCCAAAGCGACCGUAGAUCCCCGUUCGGUUGAAAAAGCCUCCAGAGAGACCAAAUAGAGCUCUCUGACACCUUGGGAAGAUCCCGAAACAGCCGCAAACAUGUCGCGCCCCGAGGACACCCUCGCGGCCGACGUGCACUACAAUGACACGGAAGCACGAAAGUACACCACGUCCUCCCGAAUCCAAAACAUCCAGGCGGCCAUGACGCGGCGGGCCCUGGAGCUGCUCGAACUCACCUCCCCGUCCCUCAUCCUUGACGUCGGCUGCGGCAGCGGGCUGUCGGGCGAGAUCCUGACGGCCGAGGACCCGGCCGACGGCGGGCCGCACACGUGGAUAGGCAUGGACGUGUCGCCGUCGAUGCUGGACGUGGCGCUGCAGCGCGACGUGGCGGGCGACCUGAUGCUGGCCGACAUUGGGCAGGGGGUGCCGUUCCGCGCCGGAAGUUUUGACGCCGCCAUCAGCAUCAGCGCCAUCCAGUGGCUGUGCAACGCCGAGAGCAGCGACACGUCGCCGCUCGGCCGGCUGUCGAGGUUCUUCAACGGCCUGUACGCGAGCCUGCGCCGUGGCGGCAGGGCCGUCUGCCAGUUCUACCCCAAGAACGACACCCAGCGCGACAUGAUUGCCGGCGCCGCCAAGAAGGCGGGCUUCGCGGCCGGUCUGCUCGAGGACGACCCCGACACCAAGAACAAAAAGGUCUACCUGGUCCUGACGGUGGGAGGCAGCGCGCACGACGGCAGCGGCGGCGACAUUACAGACGUGGUCAAGGGGCUGGACAAUGUGGACGUCUUGGACGUUUCGAGAAAGCCCAAGGCUGGGAGGGACAUGCGCAAGGGCGGCAAGGCGUGGAUCGUCAAGAAGAAGGAGCAGAUGGAGCGCAAGGGCAAGGUCGUCAAGGCGAGCUCAAAAUACACUGGCAGGAAACGGAAGCCAGCAUUCUAAAGAGGACCAACUGGUUUUUGCGAUCAUUUUGUUUGUUUUUGGGUUUGUCUUUGGCGCGGCGUUUGAGGUUGGACGAUUCACACAAGGUCACAUCAUCUUCGAAUAUGGGCUGCUUUGAUCUGGAAAAAAAAAGUUGUAAACAAAAAAGAAUAUUAAGUCAGAUACCCACACUCUGUAACCCAUUCUGUCAGUGCGAUUUUCGAACUUGUUAUUUGAUAAAGCACACUCUGACAGACAAACUCGAGCCACUUGGCCUACACCUGCCACAAAUUCCUGGCAUACACAAGAUAACCCAUACUCCUUGAAAACAGCAAACGGACGAAAAGAAAAGAAAAAAAUAAAACAACAAAUGAAAAAUAAAAUACAGUGAUACACGCAAAGACUGAAAAUAGGGCUGGAUGUUGCCACAAAGUGGGGGUUGCUUGUUAACCCCUGUUGCGAGGAUUUCGAUUAUCAAGAUCCAGAGGUUUCGGUUCUGGAGAAGGUUAUUCGUCAGGAAGGAAGUCAGGAUUGAGCCACUCAUCAUCCAAGUCCAUAGGAUCAUUGCGUGCUGCAGGAGGCGCAUCAGGUGCAGGGUAGCCUCCGGGGCCGAAGUAAUUCGCAAAGGGGUUGAAAGCCUGCAUAUAGGGGUCGACGGCCUGCAAAAUGGGAUUGAAAGUCGCCGCAAAUGAAGUGAAGACUGGUGCUGCAGGGUUGAGCGCGCUGGUCGAAGUGGGGUUGGUAGUAGUGGCAGCCGCGUCGGGAGUGCUUGUGGCUGAACUGGACCCCUGGCCAGCCGU
Messenger RNA from Pyricularia oryzae 70-15, 1798 nucleotides. RefSeq names its product methyltransferase. Gene Ontology annotation, cellular component: nucleolus. Gene Ontology annotation, biological process: rRNA (guanine-N7)-methylation. Lineage: Eukaryota; Fungi; Ascomycota; Sordariomycetes; Magnaporthales; Pyriculariaceae. Bases 180 to 1019 code for a protein of 279 amino acids. The record is from RefSeq and is a predicted model, not a curated record. The transcript has 2 exons. Gene Ontology annotation, molecular function: rRNA (guanine) methyltransferase activity.